CAUGUCUUGUGGUUGUUUUAUGUGGAGACGCGUGGUUGUUGUUGUUACUUUGCACCACGUGUCAUCCUGUCAUGCCUCUCAGCCCCGCCUUCUGUCUCCCGUAAUCAUUCCUUAGUGUUUAAUCUCUGUCACCUGCCGCUCACCUCCUGUUUGUAAUUUUCCCUCGUUGGUUGUUCCCUAUUUAAUUCCCUUUUGUUUCAAUGUUCCUGGUCGGAUUGUUGUCGCCAUUCAUGUCGGUUUGUGUAUUUGAACAAUCCGACCAAAGAAGAACCCAGCAGGCAUUAAGGACACUGUGCGGUCCCGCCAGGCUCGCCUCCUCUGCGGCAUUCACCAGGGUAACGGGGACCUGGACGAUUAUGCUGACAGGUUCCUAGAAGCCGCAGGAGAGAUGGUGUUCGGAGAGGAGGAGCUGACGACGCUCUUCAACGCUGGCCUCAGGGUACCACUCUCGCAUGCGGAGAUGAGGAUGCUGAGACCUCUGGACUUUGAAACCGUUUGGCUGUAUGCAGUGGAUCAAUCAAGCUCCAGGGUCUUAGAUCAACCCGCUUGCUCAUCACCGCUGGUCGCGAUCCCUGAGGGUCGUUCCCUACAGAUCGGUAUCGGAGGUGUCACCACACCAUCCUCCUCACCUUCCGCUGUUUCUCCACUACCAGCUAGCCACUGGGGUAAACGUGGACGGAGGGAGUCGUGGGACUCCCCGUCCGACACCUCUGGCAUGGAACUGGUCGGACCCCUCACAGCUUCUCUGGUGCCGGCCACACGUCUCGGGAGCCGGUCCAAGAGGAAGAGGCAACGGAGGGCGGUUCGUAGUCCGAAUGUCCCUAAACCAGUGAUCCAGCCGUCUCCCAGACCGGCCCAGCAGCCGGAUACUCAGCCGGCCGUCCAGCCGGAUACUCAGCCGGCCGUCCAGCCGGAUACUCAGCCGGCCGUCCAGCCGGAUACUCAGCCGGCCCCUAGCCUUGUUCCUCCCAGGACUACACCUGCUAAGUCACCUGGGACUCCCCCUCGGGAUAAGACUUUCCCACCUAACCCAAGCCCGUUUGGACUUCCUUCUAUGUACUCUUGUGUUCCCCCUCCCCCCCUCCCUUGUUUGUUAUUUUUAUUGGCACACCCAAAUCCCAUUUUAGCCUCUUCAUGUUACCCUUAGCUUGUUUUGUGCUGUGUUUAUGGUGUCUUUCUGUGUGUUUUACUGUUUCCUCCUGCGGAGGGUUCUCCCUUGGAACGCCGUGAGGCGUUUCUUGGGGAGGGGAUUAUGUCAGGACUUUGUCCUUCAUGUUUUUGAGUUCUCUAACUCUCGACAAAGUCAGGACAGAUCCAUGUCUUGUGGUUGUUUUAUGUGGAGACGCGUGGUUGUUGUUGUUACUUUGCACCACGUGUCAUCCUGUCAUGCCUCUCAGCCCCGCCUUCUGUCUCCCGUAAUCAUUCCUUAGUGUUUAAUCUCUGUCACCUGCCGCUCACCUCCUGUUUGUAAUUUUCCCUCGUUGGUUGUUCCCUAUUUAAUUCCCUUUUGUUUCAAUGUUCCUGGUCGGAUUGUUGUCGCCAU
Molecule: messenger RNA, 1543 nt
Organism: Triplophysa dalaica
Lineage: Eukaryota; Metazoa; Chordata; Actinopteri; Cypriniformes; Nemacheilidae
Exons: 2
Coding region: 389-1147 (252 amino acids)
Source: RefSeq, a predicted model, not a curated record